Molecule: messenger RNA, 3510 nt
Organism: Colletotrichum phormii
Lineage: Eukaryota; Fungi; Ascomycota; Sordariomycetes; Glomerellales; Glomerellaceae
Exons: 8
Coding region: 1-3510 (1169 amino acids)
Source: RefSeq, a predicted model, not a curated record
AUGUCUGGCAGUCCUGCUUCCAGGGACACUGGGAGAGAGCUAGCCUUUCUUGGAGAGACAGCGCUCACCAACGACCAACGACUAAGGGAGCCAUAUCCAUCCUCAUACCAUCCAGUCAACGACUCCAACAUAGCUACGAGGAACUCUGUUGAGCUUGCAGGCAGCGCCAGUCUUGGUUCUGAUAGAGAGGCUGAGCAAGAAGCGGCCUGUUCUGUACAGCCACUAGUCGCCAAUGAACAAGAGCCAUGCGAGCUAUGCUUGUACACGACACGCCCUAUACAGGACGUGGAAACAGUGGCAGAGGCCAAAGACGAAGUCUCAAGCAACGCGGAUCUCAAUCCCGAUGGAGAUGUUGAAUAUGAGCACAAAUAUUUGUCCGAAAAUUCCGCCGUUCUGCUUACCUUCGCUAUCUUCUUCAUUGCUGCCACCAUUGCGCUUCCCACUAUGUUUUACCUCUCUUGGAAAAACAACGGCCUCGCGGAAACACGAGAGGGUCUCGUUUAUCUCUGGCGUUUCGGCCCAACUGCAGCCCUUACGCUUAUCUCCACGUUCUGGUCAAGGGUAGACACCCAAGUCCAGAGAUACAUGCCGUGGGCCGCCUACCGUCAUGGUUCCCCGUCAACCAGGAACGCUGACGACUACAACCUUGACUACUCAGCAAUGAUGUUACCAAAGGUGCUGAUUCAGGCCGUGAAAAGAAGACACUACUUUGUCUUUCUAGUCGUCAUCAUAUCAAUUUCCCUCAAAACUCAGAUUGUCCUUGCGCCUGAUUUAUUCAGCAUUAAACCAAUCAACGCUACGGACGCAGUCAACAUCCAGGUUUUGAACUCACUCAACACUAAUCUGGCCAUCAAAUACGACACUCUUGUGGCAGACCAUAUCUCUCAAGAUAGUAGUCCAUACCAUAUGGCGCAAGCCGUUGCCAAUUUCCGUAUUGAAUACCCAUUCGGCGUCACCGGCAACAUUUCGUACCAGACUUUCAAAAGUUGGAAUGGCUCUCGAGGUACUGUCGAUGCCCCUAUCGAGGCUAUCGUCGACGGUUACUUCACAGAAACGCAAUGUCUGAAGUUGAAAAAUUACUCUUACUCGGAUAUUGAACCAUACGACAGCGAUUCUUUCCGGUUAGGUUCAAUCCAGGAUCUGACACUUCGCUUUGAUGAUUGUGAGCAGCCGUUGCCGUUGAUUUCUUCAUCGCCUAUCAUGCUGAACCUUGCAGCAGUACUCUGCACUUCUGGCUCUUGGAUAUCGAGAGUGAAAGUCAUCGACAAUGGCAUGAUACCUUACUUUCAAUCGCUACCAGACGAGAUCAGAACCCCCGUUGUUACAAAUAUUUGGGAUUUUAUGGGUGCUUCAGUACCCUCUAAUACCUGGAAUACGUCAGUCGUCAAUCGCGUGCUGGGUCCGGUUGCUACUGCUCACGACUUUUUCGGUACCUUGCAAGGUAUCAAUGGCUUGGAUGCGGCAGACUCUUCACUAUAUGAGAAUGAGGUACUUUACCAUUCAGCCAUGAAUAUGUCUAUUACUAUCAGCAAGCUCAUGGUCAAUAAGUGGACAUGCUUGUCAAUGGCGAUGAUAUCUGCAAUGACUACGCUAUUGCUUACUUUCGUUCUCCUCUUCUUCAGAAUCAACACAAAGAUUUGGUACAGAGACCCUAUGACAAUCGUUGGCAACUUGCUUGUCCUCAGAGAUCAGAGGAGCCACGCAGAAGGAGCAUCGACAUCCGCUCCUCGGCUCAAAACCUUUGGGCCGAAAUGGGGUACCUGCGAUUUUUUGCCAUUCGUACUACAAACCUGGGCGCGGGUGACCUUUGUUGUCUUGGUCGUCGCCAUAGCAAUAGGCCUCGGGUACACUCAAUGGAAGUCGGAAACUUCGCCAGGAACAGCAACGAUCUAUGACGAGGGGAGCCCCAAACGAUUCUUGUGGACUUCUCUCCCGGCACUUAUCAUGCUAUGUGUCGCCUUGUAUAUCGACUCAUGCGACUCUACAUACCGAGGACUGGCUACAUUUUCGACCCUCUCGUCAACACCAUGCAGAGGUCCAGAGCUUGAGGUAUCGUUUCUCGACAUGCUUGGGAUACGGGCCAUUUUACACUCAUUUCGAGCCCGGGUUGGGAUUGUCACGCUGACCCAAUUUCUUUCCAUCAUCUUCAUCUUCACGGUGGAGACUGUAUCAGUGCCCAGGACGAUACAACUACAACACAAGACCUGGUUUGGGCCCGCUCAGGCUGAAGACGACGGCGGAAAGCAUUCUUGGAGAAGGGAGAUCCUGAACAGUCUUCUCCUUCACCAGGGCGAAGGAUCAUUGACAUACCCCGAGAAUACUUAUGAUGACAUUGUAUUCCCAAUCCUCGGUGACAUCCGUCAAUCGAGUCUGCCCGACAACACAUCCGUCAAGGUCAAUAUUUCAGCGGCCAAGCUCAAUCCAACUUGCUGGAUGGUGCCAUCGAGCACAUACAACCUCACUGACUUGGAAACUGACGACAAGGCAUUCUUAUAUCUUGUCCCUGGAAUUACCGAAACCUUUGUCUGUCCUAAUGGCACUCGGAAAAAUCUUUCGCAAUCCUUGGGAGAGGCCCGGGACGAAUCACCAGAAAGUCCGUAUACUUGUAACAAAUCCUGCAACUUGGGAUUCCGGCAAAGUGACGCUGAAGCCGCCACCACCAAAUUUCGGACCUAUGCCUAUGGGAAGUAUUCCGUAGAAAAGGAACAUUUCGUCUACUUCUCCAUGAAAAGAUGCAAAUAUGCUUGGGUACAAGUGCCCACCGAAGUCAACUUAACUUUCAGUCGAGGAGAGUAUUUAGAUCCUGGCAGUCAAAACAGAAAAUGGAUGAGAAUCUCUCAUCCAAAAUCGGAGUGGUUGGAUCCGUGGUUCACGUUGUUGCUCCGACCAUUCGGUCGACUUCCCUUGGAAGCGUUCGGGGACCCAGGCCGGGAAGACGAAGUACUCAACGACACACACCACUUGUACGGAUUCCUAGCCGCUCAACUUGCAAACCUUGAGAACCGAAUCGACAUUACAAACUAUUCAAGGGACGGAUCUCAGCCAUUCCUUCCUGAUACCAACACGGCCAUUGCCAACCUCACUCGUCGCCGCCUAGUCCAGAACUCGAAAGUAACAAACGCCAUCAUUGGAAUACUGUCAUUGACAGCAAUCUCUCAAGUUCUCAUGUUGAUAUCCAGUGCGUUCAAGCCUCUCAGGAAUUCACGGCUCUUCAACAUGAAGGUCAAAGGCCUGGCGCCAGACGGAUACAACAGCAUGGCCGCCACGAAGGCUUUACUGCAAGACUCAAACGCAAUGCACCAUCUCCCCGAAGGCGCCGAACUAAUGUCCAAGGAGAACCUCCACCGCGAACUAUCUGGUCUGCGAUUUCGAAUGGGUUGGUUCUGGCGCGAGACUACGCAGACGCGGCACUACACCAUAGGCGUUCUGGAUGACGAGGACUUUGAGUUUUUGGGGAACAAGGAUGAGAUUGCGAAGGAAGAUGCGUUGUUGAGACAUCCUCCUGAAUGA